Symsagittifera roscoffensis is the source of this 2124-nucleotide messenger RNA. RefSeq lists its product as uncharacterized. The transcript is spliced from 3 exons. Gene Ontology annotation, molecular function: nucleic acid binding. The coding region runs from base 127 to 2124 and encodes 665 amino acids. The record is from RefSeq and is a predicted model, not a curated record. NCBI's taxonomy places the organism in Eukaryota, Metazoa, Xenacoelomorpha, Acoela, Convolutidae.
UAUACACGACACAUUUUCGGUGCCACAGACUCACCAUGCGUGGCUUGCUACGCAGUACGACGAUGUGCAUCAGACAGUAAAAACGACUUUCCUCUGGCUUCUGAAAUCAUUCAACGGAAUAUCUACAUGGAUGAUUUGUAUGUCACUUCGUCAACGGUAGAAGAAGCCCUCCAACAAAUGACACAACUACGAGGAUCUUUAUCUCGAGUCAGCCCUAAUGAUCCAACGCCUAAACAUCAACGAGUUCUCGGUGUUCACUGGAAUACCAACACUGACUGCUACUUCAUCGAUAACAAAAAGUUUGUAAAAAUUCUACGUAUUGGCAUUGCUACGCAACGGAAACUCCUGAAGUAUACCGCUUCUUUAUUUGACCCACUCGGAAUAGUGGCUCCAUUGACAAUUCGGAUUCGAAAAGUUCUCCAAUCUGUUUGGUCACAAGGUGUUAAGUGGGAUACUCCAUUAGACACGGAUAAACUUCCCGAUUUCAAACUUUGGGUAGACGAAAUGGAAAAUUUCGAAACUGUUUCAUUCCAAAGGAACUUCUUUGAUAAAGAAAACCCUGCUUCAAUCCAGCUUCACACGUUUUGUGAUGCAUCAGAAUUCGCUCUCGCUGCUGUUUGCUACCUAAGAAUAGUCUACAGCGACGGCUCCACAUCUUUGAAGUUUAUAAUAGGAAAGACAAGAGUCGCUCCUAUGAAACGUGUUACAAUUCCCAAUCUCGAGUUGCAAGCUGCAGUAUAUGCUGCCCAACUAUCGCUCUUUGUUUCAGAGGAAAUUGACCUCAAAGUUGAAAAAACUUAUUUCUGGUCUGACAGUACUACUGUUUUGUAUUGGCUGCGAACACCUGAAAUACGACACAAAAUUUUCGUCGCUAAUCGGCUUCAGAAAAUUUUAGACGUUUCUAAACCUGAACAGUGGUUUCACGUUCCAACUCUGCUAAAUCCUGCUGACGACGGUACCAGAGGAUACAUUGCUUUAGAAAUGACCUCAAGCUGUCGGUGGCUACUAGGACCGGAAUUCCUGUUGAACGAUUCUUCUCAAUGGCCUUCACAGGAAAACAUUCGGCUUGAGAACAUUCCUGUAUUCGUUACUUCAUUAGAGGCUAAAUUUGAGCCUAUAUUUGACAUCAAACGCUUCAGCAACUGGAAAAGACUAAUACGGACAGUUGCAUACUGCUUCUUAUUCGCAGAAAAUCUCAAACGGAAGAUCAACAAACAGUCGAAGGUCGAUCUUCAACUCUUGCAUCUAACGAAAUCGCACUUUCUCAUAAUUAAAACUGCCCAAAGGACAGAUUUUGUCUCUGAAGUUUCAGACAUCAAAAAAGAAAAACCAAUUGAAGGCAAAAGACUAUCGACAGACAGUACUCUUCUUUGUAUCAGACGCUUUUUUGCCCGGCGAGGAAAACCAUCGAAAAUGGUUUCUGAUUGUGGGACAAGUUUUGUGGGCUCCAAUUCUGAGCUGAAGAAAUGUCUAGACAACUUGGAAAAGAACAAAGAAUUUGUGGAAAGCAUCAAUCAGCUGGACGUAUCACUCGAAUGGAAAUUCAACCCUCCUGCGGCCCCUCAUUUUGGUGGUUCUUGGGAACGACUAGUUCAGAUAUUUAAACUUUCCCUGUACAAAGUCAUCGGAUCAAGAACACUCUCCUAUGAAACACUGGCUACUUUCACGACCGAAAUUGAAUCAACCAUGAAUUCACGACCUUUAACCAAUGUGUCUGACGACAUCAAAGAUGAUCUGCCUCUCACUCCCAACCAUUUCCUUCUUGGUCGUGGAACUCCAAAUUUACCGCCUGGUAUCUUCAAGGACAAGGAUUUAUCUCUGUCAAAAUCAUGGAAAGCAUCCCAACUACUCGCAGAUCACUUCUGGAAUCGCUUUCUUCGAGAGUACUUACCAGGUCAGCAGAAACGAUCAAAGUGGACUUCUGCGACUUCCAAUUUGCAACCCGACGACAUGGUCUGGAUGUUGGAGGAUUUUACACCUCGUGGACUGUGGCCUCUUGCUAAAGUGGUGGAAACCUUUCCUGGACAAGAUGGAAUAGUCCGCUCAGUGAAGCUGAAAACGCCAACUGGAUUCAAAGUUCGACCUGUGGUCAAAUUGAGCCGCGUUUUCCCAGUUUCGCAGUAA